Molecule: messenger RNA, 2707 nt
Organism: Paramuricea clavata
Lineage: Eukaryota; Metazoa; Cnidaria; Anthozoa; Malacalcyonacea; Plexauridae
Source: the annotation of a GenBank genome assembly
AUGGAUUUAAAUGGAAUCCCAAUGCCAAAAUUUGACUGGGAAUCAACAAACUUGCCAGAGCAAUGGCGAAAAUUCAAAAGUCAUGUUGAGCUAAUAUUUGACGGGUCUCUUAAAGAGAAAUCCGAAGAAGUAAAGGUUAACUACUUGUCGCUUUGGAUAGGCGAUAAAGGCAGAGAAAUUUGUGAAACAUGGACAGAUUUAGACGGCAGUGGUUCAGAACAAGCAACGGCCAGAAAGAAACUUCAAACAUAUUACGACCGAUAUCAGGCACAUGUUCAGCCGAGGCUCAACGCAAUUUUCACUCAAUAUAAGUUCAAUACGGAGACGCAGGCAGCGGGAACAAUCGAACAGUUUAUAACUAAACUACGAACUUUAGUGAAGGACUGCGAGUAUACAAAUCCUGACGAAAUGAUGUGUGACCGAGAAAAACUUAUAAAUGAAGGGGACAAACUCACCCUCGACAAAGCGAUUCAGAUAGCCCAAACGCACAAGUAUUCACAGCAACAGUUGAAGACCAUGGUCUCAGCAGGAGGUACAUGGAAUAAACAGAAGAAAUUUUAAUCGACAAGGACAAUCAUACCGCAAUCAACAAGGAAUUGGUUUUGAGAAUAAAGAUGAUGUAAGAAAGAAUCAAGACGAGAUUGGAUCGGAAAAGAAGGGGUCAAGGCAAUCAAGAAUGCCCAAGACAGAUAAGUGCCCUGCACAAGGGAAACAGUGUAAUAAAUGCAAUAAAUAUAAUCAUUUGGCAAAUAAAUGCCUUUCUAAAAGGGUUAAUAAUGUACAUGAUGUUGUGUGUCACAACGAAAAUGAACUACAAUUAGAUGAACAGUUUGUUAUAGAUUGUAUACAAUGUGAUACAAAUAGCCCCUCUGAUAAUCAAGCCUUUUGCACAUUCUUAGUAGGCUCUAAGCAGAAAUCAGUAAAGUUUAAAUUAGAUACAGGGUCACAGGUUAAUAUUUACCCAAAUCUAUUUAUAAGUCCCUGGGUGGGUGUGUAGAAUGCCUUGAUCGCCCCAAUGAAACAUUGUCAGCAUAUAACAAUAAUAGGUUGGAAUCGCUAGGGUGUUGCCACUAAAAGUGUGUGCACCAAAAAGUAAGUAUACAAAUGAGAGUACACUUGCAUUUCAUGUAGUAGACACACAGUCUCCUCUGAGCAGUGAGCUUACUUAUUGGUCAUCCUUACUACAUUUAACACCCCUUUUGGCAGGUAUAGGUAUUUAAGGUUGCCCUUUGGGUUAAAAUCGUCUCAAGAUGAGUUUCAAAAGAAACUUGAUCAGAGUCUUGAAGGUCUAGAAGGGAUGGUUUCGAUAGCCAAUGAUAUUAUUAUUCAUGGUAAGACUAGGCAAGAACAUGAUCAGAGAUUACAUGAGCUUCUGAUCCGAGCUAAAGAAAAAGGGAUUAAGUUCAAUAAGGAUAAAUUGGAAGUAGGAGUUACAGAGGUGAAAUAUUUUGGUCAUCUCUUGACUGAUAAGGGAUUAAAACCAGACCCCGAUAAGGUCAGGGCAGUACAGUCCAUGAAGUUAUCCACAGUUAAAAGUGAGCUUGAAACUUUUUUAGGUAUGGUCACAUAUUUGUCUAGGUUUGCACCAAAUCUAUCUGAAGUGACCAACCCCCUGCACAGGCUACUUACACAGCAUGCCAAUGAAUUGCAAUGGAAUCAGCUGCAAGUAGAUGCAUUUGAGAAAAUCAAAGUAUUAUGACUGAUAGUCCUGUACUAGUAUAUUAUGACCAGCAUAAACCAGUUACAUUGCAAGUAGAUGCAUCUAAAAUCGGUUUGGGUGCUGUUUUAAUACAAGAAGGGAAACCCAUUGCAUAUAUGCAUCUAAGUCACUUACACAAACUGAAAUUAAUUAUGCACAAAUAUAGAAAGAAAUGUAUGCCAUAAUAUUUGGGUGUAAAAAAUUUCAUUAUAUGUAUGGGCGAAAGAUACGAGUGGAGACUGAUCACAAACCACUCAUUCCUAUUAGUAAGAAACCAUUGCAUGCUGCUCCUCCCAGAAUACAGUGCAUUCGGCAGGGAAAAGGCUAUGCUAUUGAGGUACAAGUUAUCACAUCAAAGCACUACUACACUUCUCUUUUGGGCCUGGCUGACAGCACUCACAUGGGCAUACUCAACUAUGAUGUCGACACAGCUAACCAACUCGAAAGUAAUCCUGAGCCAGUUGCUCCACCUGGUGAAUUAACACUCGAUUAAUACAAGCAUGCUUAUGGACAUUUAUGUGAGUGUUUAGGUGAUCUGGGAACUCCCCUUUCUCUCACCCUUAAUCCUGAUGUUCAACCUAUUCAAGCCUCCUCCUCCCUCCACACCGCUUCUCUGCAGCCAAAUUGCCCAUAAUUAAGGAAGCCCUCGACAAACUCAUUCAACCUGGACAGUUAGUUCGAGUGAAUGAACCUACACCCUGGAUCUCAAAACCUGCGAAAGUGCACAUUUGUUUGGAUCUCUCGCAAACCGUUAACAAGGCAAUAAUCAGACCUGUGUACCCCAUUCCCACCCUUGAAGAGAACAUUCACCGGUUUCAUCAGGCAAAGGUGUCCUCCACUUUUGAUAUUAAGGAUGCUUUUCAAACCAUCCAACUAACGAAAGAAUCUUCAAUGCUGACUACCAUGCGUACUCCUUGGGGACACUACUGUUGGACUUGCCUGCCCUUUGGCAUCAGCUCCGCACCUGAUGAAUUCCAGCGGCACAUCCAUGAUGUUCUUUGUGGCUAG